AUGAUCCCCUCCAAACUGCUUUUCAUUGCUUUCGCCAGCAUCCUCAGCUCUGCUAUUGCUGCACCUGCCGAGAAGAGAGGCGAUUCCUCCAACAAUGGAUACAAUGGUGAUCUGGCAGACAACUUCAAGUCCUUCUUCCAGAACUUUGGCGGCUGGUCUUCCGAUGGCAACUCCAAUGGCGACCUUGCCAAGGAUCUCUGCAACUUCGCAACCGGCUUCGGAGGCAAGCUUUCCGACGAGGACGCUCAGUACUGGGCCGAUACCUUGACCAACAAGAAGAACACCGGCGAUUUCAAUGGUUGGUGGGGAGGCAACGGUGGCCAAGGUGGCUACGGCUGGGGAUCCGGUCAUGGAUUCGGUAGCUGUGGAACUGGGUCUGGUAAUGGGGGCAACUGGGGAACUGGAUCUGGAUCUGGAAACGGAGGCAAUGGUAAUGGCUGGGGCAACAAUGGCAAGUCUUCAAGAAGUCUCAUCGCUAGAGGAUCUUCCGGAGGCUACGGCGACUCCUUAACCAACGGCCAAGGCUGGGGCUCCGAUCAAGGCUCGCAGGGCCAGGGCUCUAGUGCUAGUCAAGGUUGGAGUUCUGGUCAAGGUAGCGGCUCUGGAAAAGACGGUUCUGGCAACUCUGGUAAUAGCUGGGGUUCUGGAGAUACCGGCAGUAAGGGAAGCUCCGGAAGCUCCAGCGACAGUUGGGGCAGCGGAAGUAACAACCAGGGCUCUUCUUACGGUGGCAGCUAUGAAAGCUCCGGACAAGGCUCUUUCAGCGGCGGCUGGGGCGAAAGCGGCAACAAGGGAGGAUCUGGUGGUGACGAAGGUUCCUCCAGCAGUGGUUGGGGAAACAGCCAGGGUUCCUCUGUAAGCAGCUGGGGAAGCGGCAGCGAGGGCUCUGGUAGCAAAGGCUCUUCCUCUGGUGAGAAGGGAUCCAGCGGCAGCUGGGUAGGCGACAACCAAGGCUCUGGUAGCAAGGGCGGAGACUCCAAGAGCGGUGGAUGGUAA
This is a messenger RNA of Aureobasidium melanogenum CBS 110374, 996 nucleotides long. RefSeq lists its product as uncharacterized. The record is from RefSeq and is a predicted model, not a curated record. Lineage: Eukaryota; Fungi; Ascomycota; Dothideomycetes; Dothideales; Saccotheciaceae. The transcript is spliced from 2 exons. The coding region runs from base 1 to 996 and encodes 331 amino acids.